AUGGAUAGCAAGAAUGAGGGUUCAUCAAGCUCUUUUCCAAUGGGCAAAACGGCCCAAGAAAAAGGAUUGUCACAUGUACCUGAAUGUUAUAUGAUUCCACCUUCACAUAGACCUAGUUUAAAUCCAGAGACAGCCAAUGUGCCUGUCAUUGACUUGGCUGGGUUGGAUAAGGACCCUGCACAACGUUCUCUCAUCAUCAAAAACAUUGGAAAUGCUUGUCGCACCAAAGGCUUCUUCCAG
Molecule: messenger RNA, 240 nt
Organism: Ilex paraguariensis (yerba mate)
Lineage: Eukaryota; Viridiplantae; Streptophyta; Magnoliopsida; Aquifoliales; Aquifoliaceae
Source: the annotation of a GenBank genome assembly